GAGCUCGUUUACUACUCUGUACUUGGCACCCCUCGGCGAAGGUAGUUGGCUAACUGUACCCCUCCCUGCCGAGCGACCCUGCCCCCUCGCUCCUGGAUCUUCUUCCUCCUCGGCCGAGCGCCGCCACCCAUCCCGCUGCCGAGCGCCCAUCGUCUUCCUCCUCGCGCGAGCGCCUCCACCGCAGAAACUGAGGAGCGCAGCAUAACACGAGCAAAAUCAGCCUGCCCUUCCUAUCAAGGACUUUUUUUAUUUCCAGUACAGCUUUCGAGAGAUGCAAAAAAUGAUGGGGGGAAAACCUAACCUUGGUUGACGGAAUGAAAUUGAGGAGCACAGCAAUAACACGAGCAAAUUCAGCCUGUCUUCCUAUGGAGGAUCGUGGUUGUUUUAAGUACAAUGGUGUCAAUGAGGGCGAAGAAGAGCGAAAGGGAGGGCAUGGCAUCCCAAAGGUUUCCAUGGUCCCCCUUAUAUUCCUCAUAUUCUAUGAAGUUUCAGGGGGGCCCUUCGGGAUUGAGGAUAGUGUUAAGGCUGCUGGGCCGCUCCUAGCAAUUGUGGGAUUUCUUCUGUUUGCACUCAUAUGGAGUGUUCCAGAAGCACUGAUCACUGCUGAGAUGGGCACUAUGUUCCCUGAGAAUGGUGGCUAUGUUGUCUGGGUCUCUUCAGCUCUUGGGCCAUUUUGGGGAUUUCAGCAAGGCUGGGCGAAGUGGAUCAGCGGUGUCAUAGAUAAUGCCCUCUAUCCUGUCCUUUUUCUUGACUAUGUCAAGUCUAGUAUUCCAGCUCUUGGUGGUGGACUUCCAAGAACCUUUGCAGUGCUUAUCCUCACAGUUGCUCUUACUUACAUGAACUACAGAGGGUUAACAAUAGUUGGCUGGGUGGCAGUCUUUCUUGGGGUGUUCUCUCUGCUACCAUUCUUUGUAAUGGGAUUGAUAGCUAUUCCACGCAUUGAACCUUCAAGAUGGCUUGAAAUGGACCUGAGCAAUGUGAAUUGGAGCUUGUAUCUGAACACUCUGUUUUGGAACCUCAACUAUUGGGAUUCAAUCAGUACAUUGGCUGGAGAGGUCGAGAAUCCAAAGAGGACUCUUCCGAAGGCACUUUCUUAUGCUCUAGUUUUGGUAGUUGGGGGAUACCUGUACCCUCUGAUCACCUGUACAGCAGCACUACCAGUUGUUCGGGAGUCAUGGACAGACGGAUAUUUCUCAGAUGUUGCAAAAAUUCUUGGUGGUUUCUGGUUGCAUUCAUGGAUUCAAGCAGCAGCAGCAUUGUCAAACAUGGGCAACUUUGUCACCGAAAUGAGCAGUGAUUCUUAUCAGCUUCUCGGGAUGGCCGAGCGAGGUAUGCUCCCUGAGUUCUUCGCCAAGAGAUCGCGGCACGGGACUCCGCUGGUCGGCAUCCUGUUCUCCGCGUUCGGCGUGGUCCUGCUGUCCUGGAUGAGCUUCCAGGAGAUCAUCGCCGCAGAGAACUACCUCUACUGCUUCGGGAUGAUCCUGGAGUUCAUAGCCUUCAUCAAGCUGAGGAUGACCCACCCCAACACCUCCCGGCCUUACAGGAUCCCGCUGGGCACCGUGGGCGCGGUCCUGAUGAUCAUCCCCCCAGCCAUCCUGAUCAUCGUGGUGAUGGCGCUGGCGUCCUUCAAGGUGAUGGCAGUGAGCAUCCUGGCGGUCCUUAUUGGGUUUGCGCUCCAGCCGAGCCUGGUGUACGUGGAGAAGAAGCGGUGGCUGAGGUUCUCUGUCAGCGAGGACCUGCCUGAGCUGCCGGACUCCUCGCCUGUUGCCGAUGGAGAUGAGACCGUCCCCCUUGUCAUCUGAUUUAUGCAAAUGUAAUCCCCAUUCAGAACAUGCUGCAUGGAAGAAACUAUAAAUCCAGUGAUCUAAAGCCUGCCGCCAUCGCGCUGGUUUACCUUGAUGUCAUCCGAAAAGAAGUAGAGCAUGUUUAACUUGCAA
Molecule: messenger RNA, 1937 nt
Organism: Brachypodium distachyon (stiff brome)
Lineage: Eukaryota; Viridiplantae; Streptophyta; Magnoliopsida; Poales; Poaceae
Product: probable polyamine transporter At1g31830
Exons: 3
Coding region: 315-1802 (495 amino acids)
Biological process (GO): transmembrane transport
Cellular component (GO): membrane
Molecular function (GO): transmembrane transporter activity
Source: RefSeq, a predicted model, not a curated record